AUGCGUUUUAUAGGGGUACUGGAACAUUUGGCUGAGAUUAUUCAGAAUGGUCCAGACGAACUGAUUGGCGAAAUUGUCAAUAUCAGGAUUGCCUGGCCCGCUGUGAUAACCAUGUUAACAAGCCAACCAGACGAGCAUUUCCGUAAUCAUCUCUUCUCACUUCUUAUGCACAUUUUGAUGGUAUAA
Gongylonema pulchrum is the source of this 186-nucleotide messenger RNA. The record is from the annotation of a GenBank genome assembly. Lineage: Eukaryota; Metazoa; Nematoda; Chromadorea; Rhabditida; Gongylonematidae.